UGGAGGAAACUGCAGCCGUGAUGUCAUCCUGACAACUUGUUGCUUUCUGAGUUUUGGGUUUCUUUUUGGCAUCUUGAUUUUUGGAGCACUGAACGAGACAGUUUUCUGACAUGUCCCGGGCACCAAACCCUGCAGGACAACUCUGAUCCUCUGACUUUUAUGGGCUGCCACACCGACGUCAGUCUCUGCGCUUCACUGUGAAGAUGGCGGAGGCUGCGGAGACACCACAACACCGGUUUUUCUGUCACUGCUGUAAAUGUGAAACUAACCCAGAACUCCCGGAUUUCGUCUGCCCCAGAUGUGACUCUGACUUCAUUGAGGAGGUGACAGAAGACUCCAGUCUCCUGCAGGACAGCAGAUCUGCAACCAGUGAAGAUUCAGACACACUGUUCUCAGAGUUAUGGCAGCUGCUGUUUAUGGAGCGCUCUGCUCUGCUGUCGCAUCCGCCCUCCUCAGAGUCCGACCCAGACGACAGCGAGCAGGUAUCUGCAGGUCAGAGCCGUCCUUCUCCGGUGUCACCAGGCACUGCUGAGGUCGGAGAACCAGAGUCUCCUUCCCAGCCUGAGCAAGAGAGGUCGACCAGGCCUGAACAAAGGCCUGCAGUGGAAGGGAUCGUGCAGCAGUUCUUGGCCGGCCUGUUUGCCAACAACGGAAACCCCGGAGCUGCACCAGCCACACUAUCCAGCAUGCUACAGUUGUACGCAAACCCUGGAGAUUACGCAUGGGGUCAGGGAGGUCUGGACACUGUCAUCACAGAGUUGUUAGGACAGUUGGAGAGCACUGGUCCGCCCCCUGCAGAAAAGGACAUGAUCUCAUCACUGCCAACGGUUUGCAUCUCUCAAGAGCAAACAGACUGCAGGCUGGAGUGUCCAGUUUGUAGGGAGGAGUAUUCAUUAGGGGAAUCUGUCAGGAAGCUACCCUGCCUCCAUUACUUCCACAGUGAAUGUAUAGUGCCUUGGCUGGAGCUGCAUGAUACCUGCCCAGUGUGCCGAAAAAGCCUUGACGGUGUCGACAACAGCCUCCCGCCCACGUCAGAACCUCCAGAAGCCCGCUCCAUCAGGACAGAGCAACAGGAGAGGCAGGCGAUCUGAGGAACGGGCCAAGCAACUCUACCUCCUUUACUGUUUUUAAGAGACACGCUUCUCACCUCAGACCUUUUCCCCACCACCCGCCCACUAUACCUGCACCAACUGCUUUUAAAUAAAAUACAGUACACGCAUCACUGUUAGAAUUUGACAUCACGCAUCGUUGCUAAGGACCUUUAUGUUUUUCACUCCAACAUCUUCACCAUUUCUAAGCUACGCGCACACACAAAAGGACCCUGAAGUUUGCAAUCAAGAUGUGGAGGUGAUGUGUCCUUCUCGCGACGGUGCCCUCUAAGGUGGAUUUCUCAAUGACUGACUUUGAUGUCAUGAACUAAUUACCACUGAGCUUUAUGGGUUUGCAGAGUUAUGAAGUAACAACUUUAUCAUUGAGGUUCUUGGUAAAACAAUUUCCUGAUGCCGUAUAUAUUUUGAGGACCUUUUUCCACCCAGUAAGAUUCAACGUUGAUCUCCUCAUCUAUUUAAAGCUGUUAUUAAAGCCUAACCCUGUGAUCCUCA
Dicentrarchus labrax (European seabass) is the source of this 1601-nucleotide messenger RNA. RefSeq names its product ring finger protein 115b (gene rnf115b). The transcript has 10 exons. NCBI's taxonomy places the organism in Eukaryota, Metazoa, Chordata, Actinopteri, Moronidae. Gene Ontology annotation, biological process: protein ubiquitination. Gene Ontology annotation, cellular component: cytoplasm. The record is from RefSeq and is a predicted model, not a curated record. Gene Ontology annotation, molecular function: ubiquitin protein ligase activity. The coding region runs from base 204 to 1091 and encodes 295 amino acids.